Amphiprion ocellaris (clown anemonefish) is the source of this 2654-nucleotide messenger RNA. RefSeq names its product extracellular serine/threonine protein kinase FAM20C-like. Gene Ontology annotation, biological process: protein phosphorylation. NCBI's taxonomy places the organism in Eukaryota, Metazoa, Chordata, Actinopteri, Pomacentridae. The transcript is spliced from 10 exons. The record is from RefSeq and is a predicted model, not a curated record. The coding region runs from base 1 to 1563 and encodes 520 amino acids. Gene Ontology annotation, molecular function: phosphotransferase activity, alcohol group as acceptor. Gene Ontology annotation, cellular component: Golgi apparatus.
AUGAUACGGUGUAUGCGGCGUCGCUCCAGGACAAUCUGUCUGUCCUUGGCCUUCAUCACCAUUUUCCUCCACCUCCUCCUGGCGCUCACCUCGCUUUCCAUUUACCACCAGCCCUGUGACCCCCCACCGCCUCCCAGGACAGACAUCCUGAGAGUCCUGGCACACACCAGCUACACUUCUGUGGGGGUCGGUAGAGGUCCAGCCGAGCCACCAACUGAUACUUUGCAAAGACAUUUUUCCAACAAAGAUGCCAAAGGGGGUGCCAAAGGUCACAUACAAACACUUUCUGACAAAGGCUGGUCAGUGAAAGGGGGUGAAAAUGCCUCAAUCAGUUUGGCAGGCGGCGUGGGCCAUCAUGACUCCAACCAAGCUGAACCUUUGGAGUCUGACUUGUCAAAGCUGGAGGCGCUGUUUGACCAUCCGCUUUACAACAUACCCAGUCCGGCUGUCCCUGAGGAGGACUGGCUGCUGAAAGUGAAACCAAAGGUGAAGGCGAUUGAGAAGAGCUCACAGAUGUGGGUGAGUGCAAGCCAGGAAGCCUACGAGGAUGUCCAGUGGACCAGCGACAGUAACAGCCACCCACCGUGGCUGAGAUUCCACCUGAACAUCUCCCGCUGGCAGCUCUACCUCCAUCGUGACCCCAACAUGGAGCCUCUGACCCAGCAGCUUGCCACGCACCGCAUCGUCAGUGCAGUGCAGAAGUCUGGCGGGACGCAGCUCAAGCUGGUGAUGUCAUUCCCCAACUAUGGACAAGCCAUGUUGAAACCCAUGAAGCAGGAGAGAGAUGAAGAGACCAACUACAACCUCUACUACUUUUCUGACUUUGAGAGACACAAUGCAGAAAUCGCAGCUUUUCACCUGGACAGGAUUUUGGGCUACAGGAGAGUCCCUCCUGUGGCUGGGAGGCUGGUUGAUGUGGUCAAGGAGAUCAAAGACAUCACUACCGACCGCAAGCUGGCCCGAACCUUUUUCACCUCCCCUGUGGGGAAUGUGUGCUUCUACGGCCAGUGCUCCUACUACUGCUCAACAGAGCAUGCUGUGUGCGGCCGCCCCCGGCACCUGGAGGCCUCCUUGGCUGUCAUGCUGCCAGAUCUGUCCCUGGCCUCCCGCAGGACCUGGAGAUCCCCAUGGAGACGCUCCUACAGCCGGAGCAAGCUGGCAAAAUGGGAGACAGAACCUGACUACUGUUCGACAGUGAAAAAGACCCCGCCGUACGACAAAGGCACCAGACUGGUGGACUUUAUGGAUAUGGUCAUACUGGACUUCUUGAUGGGUAACAUGGACAGGCACCACUAUGAAACUUUUGAGAAGUUUGGCAACAAUACUUUUCUACUGCACCUCGACAAUGGGAGGGCAUUUGGGCGUCACUCCAAAGAUGAACCUUCUAUCUUAGCUCCACUUGAACAGUGCUGCAGAAUCCGUCGCUCUACUUGGCUACGCCUACGCCUUCUGUCUUUACCACAGUAUCGCCUUAGUGACGUCAUGAGGGCCUCACUUUUCAGUGAUCCCCUUCACAGGGUGGCCCCACUGCUGUCAGAGCCCCACCUCGCUGCUCUCAAUUGACGUUUGAAAACUGUGCUAGAGACCUUAAGUCGUUGCCAAAAGCAACAGAAAGGGGAUGGUGGUGGCGAAGAGGUCUUUUAUGACGAUAUUGCCGAUUUGAAAGACCUGGUCGUUCCUCCUGAAUAGAGCAGCCUCACGUGUUCAUCACAUGGUAUCUGUGUCUAUAAUUACAAAACAAUGAAAGGAGUUUAUGCCAAACUUCAAGACACAAGAACCAAAAUUGUGUCUUGACAUACUUCCAGUUAAAACACUAUGCAUACACACUUGAUUACUGACAUUUUAAAACCAUCUUUGACUUAUAGCUGUGACACACCCUACAACAUACAUACGUUUUUAGCCAAUUUCAUGUAGUGUUGUUGUUGGAAAAGGGAACAUAGCUAUUUGAGUGCUAGCAAAUGACUCAGAGUGACUGUUGCAGUAGAAAUUACCAACAAUCAGUACAAGUAAGUCUUUUAAUUAACUUAAAGGAACGCCUUUGUAACCUCAUUUCCAUUUGGCAAUCCUGAGAAUAGCUUUAUGCAGUCUGUCAAAACUUUGUCCACGAAAUGAAAUACUGAGAUAGAAAUGAAAUACAGACAGACUUGGCGUUUUUGGUUUUGUUAGUAUUUUUGUGAGUUUUUUGGUGAAUAAAACCCCUGUGUUAUUCCGGCCUGCCUUGUCUGCUCUGUGCCGCUCUCGUUUUGGGUUCGAAAUUCCCACAAACCAUAACAGUUUGUACUGCAAAAAAGCUUAAUCCUCAUCAAAAUUGACCCAUUUUAAAGUUUGAAAGUGUGGGAAAAAAUAUAUAUAAUCAUAGUGAAACUUCUGAUGUCCACAUUUUCAACAUUUUUGGGAAAUCUUUGAACAUUUUUUGGUGGGAGAAAAGGAAAUGUUAAAAAUGUUUCUUAAGAACAUUCACAACAAAUCAUUUUUUUGUGAAUGUUCUUAAAGAAAAUAUCAGAAGUUUUAUUGAUAUAUAUGUAAUCACUUUAGAUAUUGUUAGGGUUUUUUUUUUUGAAGAUUUUUGCUCAUUUUUUGAAAAUAUUUACAAGAAUUUUCUUGUCAAAUUUGGGGGAGUUUUUGAAAUGAAACUUUUAAGGAAUUAUUAGAAU